Molecule: messenger RNA, 787 nt
Organism: Acaromyces ingoldii
Lineage: Eukaryota; Fungi; Basidiomycota; Exobasidiomycetes; Exobasidiales; Cryptobasidiaceae
Exons: 1
Coding region: 140-610 (156 amino acids)
Source: RefSeq, a predicted model, not a curated record
CAGUUCUGCCACCGCUUGACGCAAUAUCAUCGUCAUCCAGGACAGCGGAGGCUGAAUAAAUAGCUGGCUGCUCUCAGUGCGCUACUGCGUUACUCUCUGUUGCUGAAGUAGGAGUCUGGCUGACUAGUUGUGUGGCUAGAUGAUGUUCUGGCGGCGCCGCUACGUCGAUGAUGUACGUGUCCCGGCACGGCUGCUGACUAAGGCCGGGCGGCUCGACUUUGACUCACAAGAAAGAGAAAGACCAAACGAGGGUUGUCGAACAAAUGCGCCCUUGCUUGGCUCGGGCCCUUGCAACGAAGCUCGAUCCACUAGCUGCCUGCACGCUUGUCUCUGGCGAGCAAGCAAGAGAGGGCGGCACACAUCGGAACUCCUUUUCUUGCUCUGUCCUCCACUUUGCAGCAACCUCCUUCUCACUUCUUAUCUCAGCCCUCUCGACCGCACUAGUUUCGAGCUGAUCUACAUUUGCCCAGCCGAUCGCUGCGACCUCUUCACUUCCCGAAAUCACGACUUGGCAGAGAGAAAACGACCAACAAUCAUUCGACAGACUACACAUUCGUGUCCACUUUCAUCUGGACCAGAAAGAGCGUCACCACAGAAGGCGAACGUGUAGAGUUCGCAUGCAAGUUCGUGCUUUUCCGUGAUUUAUUGUCGUCGUCGUCGACAACGCUUGGCACCUUUUUGCCAUCCUUUUCCAGUAUGACAGCCUACGAGCCAUGCCGGCACAGUCCGCUCGUCGGCCUUCCCGAGGAGCUGUUGGAUGACACGCACGCUUUCCUUGAAGCUCAGC